Cucumis melo (muskmelon) is the source of this 1141-nucleotide messenger RNA. RefSeq names its product DNA-directed RNA polymerases IV and V subunit 4. Gene Ontology annotation, cellular component: RNA polymerase complex. The record is from RefSeq and is a predicted model, not a curated record. The transcript is spliced from 10 exons. Gene Ontology annotation, biological process: DNA-templated transcription initiation. Lineage: Eukaryota; Viridiplantae; Streptophyta; Magnoliopsida; Cucurbitales; Cucurbitaceae. Bases 215 to 877 code for a protein of 220 amino acids. Gene Ontology annotation, molecular function: nucleotide binding.
CCCAAAAACUUCUUUUUGCAAAUUUCUUUUCCAAUUACAAUUUAUAAUUAGAGAAUUGAAAGCUUGAAACGAAGCGAAGGCUCGUCGUCAUUCGGUUGCGCAAGACGAAAGGGAAGAUUCUCCCAUUUUCCGAUCAACCCAACAGUUUUGAUUUUCUGAAGUAGGUUUUUCUUGGAGCUUAAUCGAACUAAACCAGAGGAACAAAUUUUCAGUAAUGUCGGAGAAAGGCGAAAAGGGUUUUUCAGUGCAAAAAAAACCUGCAAAGUCUUCCCUCAAGUCUUCCGCUCUCAAGGAUGCUUCUCUAAAAGGAAAGGAUGAUAGUUUGUCAAAGCUAAAGAAGGGAAGGAAAGUCCAGUUCGAUGCUCAAGGAUCAGUUGAUGCGCCAAAUACUUUUUCGAUGAAAUACAGUGGCAAAAAUGGUGACAUGGGUAAAGGAGGAAAAGGUGCAAACACGAAGGCUUCUGUUGCAAAGGAACCCCAAUCACUAGAAUUAAAGAUUGAGCAAGAACUGCCCAAGAAUGUUAAAUGCCAAUGCCUUAUGGACUGUGAAGCUGCACAACUUUUACAGGGAAUCCAAGAUCAGAUGGUUUUUCUAUCCGCUGAUCCAACCAUAAAAAUUCCCACGUCAUUUGAUAGGGGAUUGCAAUAUGCUAAAAGAGCCAACCACUAUGUAAAUGCGGAGUCAGUUAGACCAGUUCUUGAAACCCUCAAGAAAUAUGGCAUAACAGAUAGUGAGAUAUGUGUGAUUGCUAAUGUCUGCCCAGACACUACUGAUGAAGUUUUUGCUCUUCUUCCAUCCUUGAAGAACAAAAGAAGCAAGCUAAGUGAACCUCUCAACAAUGUCUUGAGUGAGCUAGCCAAGGUAAAAUCAUCCUGAACUGAAGCCAUCGAGUUGCUUGCUGUUGCUGUUGCUCAGGUCCGGUUGCCCUCUCCCCUUCCUGUGAAAAUUGUUUUAUGGCAUUUGAAAAUUAGGACCUUAUCUUUUCAAUGGCUUUCAAUAGAUAUAACUUCGGGGGAAGUAAAGUAUUAGCCCAUCGGAAUAUUUUGUUCUUGAAGAGAUCUGUAUUUGCUACUGGCAUUGUUGAUAUAGUGUAGAAAUAUGGCUUAACUUUACUGAGAAUGCAUUUCCCACCUGAAUCAA